AUGGCCAGUGGAAAUAACGUGACUGAGUUAAUAAUCACAGGCCUCUUCCAGGAUCCAGAGGUGCAGAGAGCAUGCUUUGUGCUGUUUCUCCCCGUGUACCUGGCCACUGUGGUGGGCAACGGUAUCAUCGUUCUGACAGUAAAUAUCAGUAAGAGUCUGUGCUCCCCCAUGUACUUCUUCCUUGGCUACCUGUCCCUGGUGGAGAUCUGUUACUCCUCUACUGUGGUCCCUAAAUUCAUCACUGACUUACUUGCCAAGGUUAAAACCAUCUCCCUGAAGGGCUGUCUGGCCCAGAUCUUCUUCUUGCACUUCUUUGGGGUCACUGAGAUCCUCCUGCUUGCAGUGAUGGCCUAUGACCGCUACGUGGCUAUCUGUAAACACCUUCACUGCACAGUAAUCAUGAGCCGGCCUGUGUGCCACCGUCUGGUGGUUGGUUCCUGGAUGGGGGGCUUUUUUCACUCCAUAAUUCAGAUUUUCAUCACCAUCCCAUUGCCCUUCUGUGGUCCCAAUGCGAUCGACCACUAUUUCUGUGACCUUCAUCCUUUAUUUAAGAUUGCCUGUAUGGACACUUUUGUGGUAGGCAUUAUUAUGUUCGUCAACAGUGGAUUAUUCUCUGUAUUCUCCUUCCUCUUCUUGGUGUCCUCCUACGUCGUCGUCAUCCUGUUCAGCCUGAGGAACCACUCUGCAGGGGGGAGGUGCAAAGCCCUCUCCACCUGUGCCUCUCACAUCACGGUGGUCAUCUUGUUUUUUGGACCCGCCAUCUUCCUGUACUUGCGACCUGCCUCUACCUACACAGAGGACAAGCUGGUGGCUGUGUUCUACACGGUCAUCACGCCCAUGCUGAACCCAAUCAUCUACACACUCAGAAAUGCAGAGGUGAAAAUCGCCAUCAGGAAGUUGUGGGGCAGAAAAGUGAACUCAAGGAUGGGAUAA
Messenger RNA from Sciurus carolinensis (gray squirrel), 933 nucleotides. Its product is annotated as olfactory receptor 4B1-like. Gene Ontology annotation, molecular function: olfactory receptor activity; G protein-coupled receptor activity. Gene Ontology annotation, biological process: G protein-coupled receptor signaling pathway. Gene Ontology annotation, cellular component: membrane. The record is from RefSeq and is a predicted model, not a curated record. The coding region runs from base 1 to 933 and encodes 310 amino acids. Lineage: Eukaryota; Metazoa; Chordata; Mammalia; Rodentia; Sciuridae. The transcript has a single exon.